AGUAUUUUGCCAUUUUAACACUAUUAAUAUCUUGUUCCUUAAAACUUAAUUAAUCUGACGCAAUAAUAAAAUUAAUGCAAAUCCUGUAAUUAAUACAAAAACGCAAUUAACCAUCAAUUAUAUAAUUGUUUAAUUCAUCACCGAUAGAUGUCACUGUCAUGCAAGAAUGAAAUAAAGCGCUAUUCAAAAUAAAAUUGAAAACGCAGUCGUAAUACAUUAAGCUUAAAUAAAAACUUUUACAAACUUCAUGAACUCUGAUAGAAAUAAUAAAAUGUAAUUGGCAGAAAUUGGAGCAUUCUACGUCAGUAACUACAAAAAAGUAGAAACGCCAAACGAAAUGAACGUCAACGAUAUGACAGCGUUAAGUAAAACGCAAUUAAAACUAUUGCUUACGACUAUUUUUAGUUAUAUUUUACCCUUAAAUAGUGUUAAAAUUGAAUUUAGAUAUUCUUAAUUAUUCUUUAAUUUACAAUUCCGUGAUAUAAAGUUGUGUCCUAUUCAUAAAUUGGAAAAACCGAGCUUUACAGUCUCUAUCCUGCUGCAGUUUUUUACAAGUUCCUUUAUUAGACAUGGAGCGAACUCUGAAAAAAACUGUGUCGUUGCGUCAAAUGAAAUUGUUGUUGGAGUUUUUAGAGAAGAAUAGAAAUCUGGCGCUCGGCCGAUUGCGAUCCAAGGAAGGGCGCGCGUUGUCUAAAAAAUUAUGGGCAGAGUGCGCGGACAUUUUAAAUGUUGAAAAUGUCGGAUCUUCAUUUAGAAAUGGCAGGGAAUGGGCUAAGUUCUAUACAGAUUACAAAGCCCGACUAAACAACAAAGUAAGAGCAAUGAGAAAUAAUGAAACCACAGCAGCAACUGGAGCAGAAAUAGAACUCACUUCACUGGAAACCAGGCUGUGCAAUAUCCUUGGGUACAAUAUCAAAGAUCUGCUCAUGGCAAAAGCAAACCCUUUAAGCUUAACCCGAGAAGCCAAAAAAGAGUCAAAAAUUAAAGGAAAGAAAAUAAAACUAAAAAGAAGAAGGAGUUCAUCAGACAGUUCAAUAAACUCUGCAAAAGAAACUCUAGAAAGAAUAGAAGAAUCCCGCAUAGAAGUAGACAGACUUAAGGCCGACGGUCUCUUUAAAAUAGCAGACAGUCUAGCACAGAUGGCAGAGGCUCAGAACAGAGUAGCAGCGAGUAUGGAGAACCUGGGGGCGGGAGUGUGGCAGCUCUUGCAGAGGUUUGGCCCUGCUCCGGGGCCACAGGAUGGGAAAAUUUGGGAUGAAAAAGUUCAAGAGCACAAUAUCCUGCAAUGAAGGUGGAACCAUGGUUAUUAUCAAGGUCAAAUUUUUGUAAUAUUUAUGACCUCGAACAACCACAGAUAAGAAAAAGUUUUAUUUUUUCUGUGACCCUGACAUUACAUGAACAUACUAUAUUUUAAGUCAUGGUUGCCUAGGGCAGAGAUCGGCAAACUCUUGAAAAGACCCAACCGCAGUAGAAAUCGCCAGUUUUAGGAAUGUCAAUGAGAAUGUUUUCAGUGGUUUAAGAGAUCAGAAGAUGUACAUUUUUUUAGUUGCUUGAAGAGCCGCAAUCGUACCUGGAAAUAGCCGCAUGCGGCGCGUGAACCGUGGUUUGCCGACCCCUGGCCUAGAGGUACCUAAGGUGUACAACUUUCAAACUGGAAGGCAAUUCUUUUAAGGAUCUACUACCUAUAUUAUGAGCUUAUGAUUUAUGUUAUUUUGACAAGGUUGUAAAAUGUAUAAUAUCCUAGUCAUGUUGGGUGAUAUUCAUAUUGUCGAAUUAAGUACAGUAGGCGCUCGAUAAUCCGGCGCUCGCCAAUCCGGCACGCUCAGUAGUCCGGCAUUUUGGGAAUCAGGUAGCCCGCUCUAUAAUCCGGCAUUUUACACAGCUGAACGCCGGACUACUGAGCGGGUUCGAGUAGUUUCUCUCGCUCGGCAGUCCGGGCCUAUCCUUAAUAGUGAAGCCACGUGUUUGUUUUGCUUUUGCUUGUUUCGCAGCGUCGCUUUGACAAAAUGACAAGCUUUUACUUCCAUACAAAUUCGAUAAUCCGGCAGUUCCGACAAUCCGGCAUAGAGGGAAAAAAUCGGUUGCCGGAUUAUCGAGCGCCUACUGUACAUCAAUAAUUUUACGUGAAUUAUUUGUAAUUGUUACGACCAUUUUUAAAAAAGCUAGUAAAAAUAUGUGAUGAAAUGAAUUAUUUAAUGGAUGAAAGUGUUUGGUUGAAUCUUAGUUUCAGCCACAUAAUGCUCUAAUAUAGGGUUGCCAUCUCUAAAAUUUGGAAACCAGGACAAGACGCGUGAAAACCGCGGAUUUUAGAGUCCAGAACCCGGACUUGCCAACAGGUUGUGCGUGUGUCGCGGGCGGCCUAAGACUUUUAAUUUGUAAACUCCCCGGACGCUCCCCGGAUGCCCUCUAAACUAGGACAAAUCCGGGGAAGCCCGGACGGAUGGCAACCCUACUCUAGUAUAGUUAGGGUUGCCAUAAUUAUUGGUAAAAAUAGUGUUACGCGUUAUGCCAUCUCAUAGCUUAAUCUCACAUAGGUAUAGAAACAAUGUGGUUAAACAGAGAUAAUUGUGAUCAUUUAUAAUAUUCUACAGCAGUAUUGAUAUACGGGACAAAAACGGUACGAGUAAAAAUACGGGACGCGAUACUUAAGUACGGGCGGGCGGGUAAGGCACGGUGACGGUCCCGUAAUAUACUAAAGGGACUGGGACUAAGUCUCCGUAUUUAAGUAUCGCGUAGCCCCGGGACGUAUGGCAACCCUAUCUAUAGUGAACUAUGUUAUAAACAAUUAUCGCCAAAAUAAACCUUAUCUUGUUGCAAUAAUACUUAAUGUCUCAAUACAUUAUCUUGUUUUUCUCACCACAUCGUGUGAGGGUCACUGAAAGGGGUACAGACGUAAAAUGAUAAUUGAUAACAGUUAUCAAACUAACCCUUGUGUACACAUGUAAAUAGUACGUUUAUGUAUUAUUAAUACUUAGGUAUGUAAAUAAAAUUAUAAAUUUUAUUAGAAA
Cydia pomonella (codling moth) is the source of this 3008-nucleotide messenger RNA. RefSeq lists its product as uncharacterized. Bases 570 to 1289 code for a protein of 239 amino acids. NCBI's taxonomy places the organism in Eukaryota, Metazoa, Arthropoda, Insecta, Lepidoptera, Tortricidae. The transcript is spliced from 4 exons. The record is from RefSeq and is a predicted model, not a curated record.